Tilletiopsis washingtonensis is the source of this 630-nucleotide messenger RNA. RefSeq lists its product as hypothetical. Bases 18 to 602 code for a protein of 194 amino acids. The record is from RefSeq and is a predicted model, not a curated record. The transcript has 3 exons. Lineage: Eukaryota; Fungi; Basidiomycota; Exobasidiomycetes; Entylomatales.
CAUCAAGCCGCGCAAGCAUGGACACGUCUGCCUCAAGCAGCAGUGGCAGCAACGGCGCCGCCGCCGCACACGCCGCCUCCGCGCGCGUGCACCAUCUGCCCGGCCAUCCGCUGCCCUUCCUGGCGUCCGGCGGCCCGCUGUGCUGCUCCGGCGCCGACGAGGGCGGGCGCGUGGAUCUCUUUGCGCGCUCGCUGCGCCGCCCGCUGCUGCUCUUUCUGCACCCACAUGUGCAAGCGACGGGCGACUGUGCGGCAGCGCAGCACCUGCGCGCCGUCGCCGCCGCUCGUCCCGCAUGGCUGCGUGCCGAGCCGCAGCUCGAGGUCUUCGGCGUCAGCACGCAGCCCGAGCAGUCGCUGCGCACCGCCGCUGCCGCGCUGCGCCUACCGUACGCGCUGCUCAGCGACGCCGAGGAGCGGGCCUUUGUCGCGCCGCUCGAGCUGCCGUGCGAUGCUGGCGGCCAGCUGAGCAGCGUGACGCUGCUGCUGCGCGACGGCCAGGUCACACGUGUCGACCUGCCCGAGCUGGAGGCGCAGGCCGAGGCGCUGCAGCGCCGCACGCUGGCGCUGCUCAAGCCCGAUGCGCCGCCAGAACAGACGCAAUAGACAGAAUGAAGGAAUGGACCUGCCAGAC